Messenger RNA from Tupaia belangeri chinensis (Chinese tree shrew), 4780 nucleotides. It is a transcript of the gene HTR1B, whose product is annotated as 5-hydroxytryptamine receptor 1B. Gene Ontology annotation, cellular component: plasma membrane. The record is from RefSeq and is a predicted model, not a curated record. Gene Ontology annotation, molecular function: G protein-coupled serotonin receptor activity. NCBI's taxonomy places the organism in Eukaryota, Metazoa, Chordata, Mammalia, Scandentia, Tupaiidae. Gene Ontology annotation, biological process: bone remodeling; regulation of behavior; chemical synaptic transmission. The transcript has a single exon. Bases 666 to 1838 code for a protein of 390 amino acids.
CCGAGUGGCCAGCGCGUAAAAAGAGAGGGAGGGCAGAGCUUCAGCGGCUGGCGCGGCGCAGCGCGGCUCCCAGACUUCACCCCACCCAGCCCUGGAGCCCGCAGCCGCCGCAGGACAGUACCCCAGCUUGGGGCGGAGGGCGGGUAUGCAAGACCAGGACUCCCUGCUGACCUGAAAGCUUUGGUCUGGUCAGCUAGGAAACUCCUGCGGGCGGAGUCAGCAGAUCUUGGAGCUCCCAGGUUAGGUAGGAGAGGUUUCGCCCCGAGCAAGUGGGGUAAGAGACCCCACCUGGCUGAAGUCCCUUCCUCAAGCAAUACAGUACUUCGUCCUCCUCCACUGCGCGCCUCCAGGGAGCCAGAGCGGAGCGGGGCUUCCUGGGCCAGGUCUUACCAACCCAGGGUUAAGACUGGGCGUGGAGAGGAGCAUCCUGAGACGCGGCUGCAGCGCCAGGCGCACUGGAAGUGCAGGGGACGCGCCCGACUGCCUCCGCUGCAGCGCCCGUGACCUCUAGUUACAGCUAGGAAUCUGGGCGGAGGAGUAAUUGAGGAACCCACGGAACUGACUAGCAACGGGGGACAAGCCUGUGGUCUCCACAGUCCUUCCGCCCACUCCCUCGUCCGCUCCAUGCCCGAGAGCUGCGCUCCAGAGCCUGGGCGAGGAGAGCCAUGGAGGAACUGGGUGCUCAGUGCGCCCCGCCGCCGCCCGCCGGCUCCCAGACCAGGGUACCUCAAGCCAAUCUCUCCGCUGCUCCCUCCCACAACUGCAGCGCCGAGGGCUACAUUUACCAGGACUCCAUUGCCCUGCCCUGGAAAGUCCUGCUGGUUAUAUUGCUGGCGCUCAUCACCUUGGCCACCACGCUCUCCAACGCCUUUGUGAUCGCCACCGUGUACCGGACCCGGAAGCUGCACACCCCGGCCAACUACCUGAUCGCCUCCUUGGCAGUCACAGACCUGCUCGUGUCCAUCCUGGUGAUGCCCAUCAGCACCAUGUACACGGUCACCGGCCGCUGGACACUGGGCCAGGUGGUCUGCGACUUCUGGCUGUCGUCGGACAUCACCUGUUGCACUGCUUCCAUCCUGCACCUCUGUGUCAUUGCCCUGGAUCGUUACUGGGCCAUCACGGACGCUGUGGAGUACUCAGCUAAACGGACUCCCAAGAGGGCGGCGGUCAUGAUCGCGCUGGUGUGGGUCUUUUCCAUCUCUAUAUCGCUGCCGCCGUUCUUCUGGCGCCAGGCCAAAGCCGAGGAGGAGGUGUCGGACUGCAUGGUGAACACCGACCACAUCCUCUACACGGUCUACUCCACGGUGGGCGCUUUCUACUUCCCCACCCUGCUCCUCAUCGCCCUCUACGGCCGCAUCUACGUGGAAGCCCGCUCCCGGAUUUUGAAACAGACGCCUAACAGGACCGGCAAGCGCCUGACCCGAGCCCAGCUGAUAACCGACUCUCCAGGGUCCACCUCUUCGGUCACCUCGAUUAACUCGCGGGCUCCGGAUGUGCCCAGCGAAUCCGGGUCUCCGGUGUACGUGAACCAAGUCAAAGUCAGAGUCUCUGACGCCCUGCUGGAAAAGAAGAAACUCAUGGCCGCUAGGGAGCGCAAAGCCACCAAGACCCUAGGGAUCAUUUUGGGAGCGUUUAUUGUGUGUUGGCUGCCCUUCUUCAUCAUCUCCCUGGUGAUGCCUAUCUGCAAAGAUGCCUGUUGGUUCCACCUGGCCAUCUUUGACUUCUUCACGUGGCUGGGCUAUCUUAACUCCCUCAUCAACCCCAUCAUCUAUACAAUGUCCAAUGAGGACUUCAAACAAGCGUUCCAUAAACUCAUACGCUUUAAGUGCACAAGUUGAGUUGUCAAUUGCAGUGGGGUUGCCUAAGCGACCUUUGGGGACCAAGUUGGGUCUGGUUCCACAGGUAGGUCGACUCUUCUUUCGCUGUUACUAGGUCGGAACAAGGCUCUUUCUUCUGGGCAAGGGCAAUGGAUCCUGAGAAGCCAGGACAGCCCCGAGAGAAAGCUCUGGAAGGAGAACUGUUCAAACUAAACAUAGAGCUUCCCUACUGAGGAGGAGGCUCAGUUCCUCCCCCCAGACCCCAAGUCAGCACUGACCCUGCGGCAGCCAAUCACAAAGGGGGUUGGAACUUAUAAAAAUUGAUGAUGUAAAGGGUAUUUCUGCCCUGCUUUGUCACGAAUGAUGCCCUCUAGAAACAGUGGUACUUGUAGUUGUGUCAGAAGACUGUCUGAGACAGAUCUUCAUACAGCCUGGUAGUACUUGAACUAGAUGCUUAAUACUUUGUGUUUUGGGGAGAACUUUAUGUUACAGCUUCAUUUCAGAACAGUUUCUUUGACAUCUUUCAGGUUUUGUUUAUUUAAACUCGGUUGGCGAAACAUGUGGAUCUGGUACUCAAACCCUAUGUGUGUUUUGGAUGUCAGAGAAACCUUGAAGAGUUGACAGCAAAAUUCUGAUGCUAAGAUCUCUAUUUUUAUUAUAAUUGAAACUAUAUGGGGAUAGGUGGGUGGGAGUGGAAGAGGGGGGAAUAUGAAACUGAGAAUCAACACCUAUUAUAGUUUAUUUUCUGCAGAUUUGUAAUUUUUAAAUUCUUGUUGAGCAGUUGUCAAACCACAGCUCUAACAACUCAAACAAAAACAUCACGUGUGCUAGUGCCAAAGUCUGCAGAUGGCUUUAUUCGUUCUCCUAAUUUCACGUUUGUGUCAUUUUACACAAUUAAAUCCCCAUAGAUGGAGGAUAUGAUGGGUGACUCAGCCCAAACUGCUGCUAUAUUUCUUAUUAAUACAAUCGAUUAAACCGAUUAGUAUUAAAUAUGUACUAUCCUUUAACAAGGAAAGUAUCUUCUUAUCCAAUUCAGGAGGAUGUGAAGGCAAAGGAUGAAAUACAAAUGGAUAUUAUACAAUAAGGAAUGAGAGGGCAAUAGGAGGAUGUAUAUUUGACUGUAAAAAAAUCUUAAAAUGCAUGAGACAUUUUUCUGAUAGUCAUUUGCACUCUUCCUUCCCAUCUGUGAUUCCUUUGUGUGCUAACAUAUAAACUAAUCAAGAGAAGUAGCUAUCUCCUCCAGAAAUCUUCAAAAUGUAGCACAAGCCCUAAAAACUCUAUUAGAGAGAGUGACAGAGAAAAAAAAAAAAACAACUUGUUUCUUUUCCCUUGCUGUCGAAGUUUGCCUAAGAAAAUAGAAAGAUUACUAGCAAAUGACAUGCAAAAACUGCUUUAGAAAAGCUUAGAGAAGCUAAAAUUGAGCCUGUUUUCCUUGUAACUCACAGAACCAAACCCCUGACUUACUAAGUAAUCAGGAAAGUGCCAAGACUUUGAGCCUUGAAAAUUUGUCACUGACCUGACAAGUCAAUGAAUAUAAUAUCUGGAAUAUUUAAAAUUUAUCCACCUUUUCAAAUUUCAAAAAUACAUAGUUAUACUAUUUCAAAUUAACUCUGAAGGCUCCCAGUUCAUGGCAAAAAUCGCACACUAAGAGAUGAAAAGAAAAUGGAUUAUCUUAAGACAAAUAAGUAUCCCUGAAGGAUCACCUGCACAGAAAGAAAAUGUAUAUUGGAAACAUUUCACAUGCCAAAGAAGACCCACACUCCCUUCUUCAGAAGGCUUUCUGCAUUUGAUACCUUUUGUCUGCAGAGGCGAGUUGUCUUUGUAAAAUAGAUUCACUCCUUGCUUGAAGCUCCCCAGUUCAGAUUGUCAAACAAUAGAUGUAUUGAACUGAAGGACACUGCUUGCUUGCCUACUGUGCAGACCUUCACACUGGAGUAAUGACUCUCGAAAAUACACUAUUCAAAGGUUCACAUGUAAGUACUCAAGAUAAGAAAUUUUGAUCAACAUUUAUACCUGUCACUGCAGCAAGGUAAAAUUUUAGGUAUUUGAUAAACCUAUACUUCGGCUGGAUCCCAAAGUUUCUUUGUUCGCUUUUGUGACAUUUCUCCUAUGGAGGAAUGUGCAUAGAGGGCACUAUUUGUUUUUUAUGUUAUUAAUAUGUUUGUCUUUUGUUUAUGCAGCUGUGUUUUCUUUGGGUCUGUGAGACAAUUAAGUCAACUUCUAAGAGCCUUAGGGAGAAAAGAAAUUUAAAUAAGGAGUCACUUAGACAUGAUUUCUUUAUAGGGCAAUGAUUGUGUCCUUAUAGUAACAAAAAACAAGGUCAAUUUAGUCAACAGGUUGCUUACCAUUUUGUAGAAUACCAACCUAAGUUUUUGCUUGAUUAUUUAAGCCGAAUCGACUGGAUUUGGGCAUAUUGUGUAAAGUAGAAGCUUGCAAACCCUUGUAUUUAUAAGAUCUGGAAUCACCAGCCAGCAUUGCACAUGAUUAUGCAAAGUGUAUUAUUCAUCCCAGGGGUAUGUAGUUAAGACUGUUAAACUCCUUUUCAGUUACUGCUGCCUAUGGUAUAGUUUGUUUCAUAAACUACACACAUGGCUUUUUUGCAGAACAUAAAAUGAGAGAACUGUUUAACUUACAUAGGAAUGAAAAUAUAUUUUCAUUGGCUGUGAUUACAAAUAACAUCUUUCAUAUUGUUUAAUUGCACAAAAUUUCACACAAAUAUAUGAAUGUAUAUUCAUCCGAAAAUGCCAGUAUUGUCUUGUGUUUCUAGGAAUUUUAGAGUUUCCUUUGAAAAAUGGACACUGCACCCAUGAAUGAAUAUUUAUUGAGUUCAACAAACUUCUUACAGAACAAUAGUCUUCACCUUUCCUCUCUAUUAUCUUAGUUUUAUCUUUAAUCAGGAAACCCUGAGAGGACUAUAAUUCACUCAAGCAGUAAGAUCUCAAAUUAUAUGUAUUUGAUGAAGA